Lathyrus sativus (Indian pea) is the source of this 876-nucleotide messenger RNA. The record is from the annotation of a GenBank genome assembly. NCBI's taxonomy places the organism in Eukaryota, Viridiplantae, Streptophyta, Magnoliopsida, Fabales, Fabaceae.
AUGCUAUUAAUAGGUUUAUUUUUAUGUCCGGAUUCAAGUGGUAACGCUAUUCAUCCUAUGUAUUUAGUUUUAUUAGAUGACAUAGAUAAAAUAAGAACAUAUAGUUGGGGGUCUGCUACACUAGCGCACCUAUAUCGGUAUUUGUGUAACAACGCAAUAGCAAAUUCGGGAAAUUUUACCGGAUGUGGUGUUCUUUUUCAAGCUUGGGGUUGGUCAAGAAUGACCAAUCUAGAACCUAUCCAACAAAAUAAUUUCGAAUUCCCAUACGUUACAAGGUGGUCUUCACUUGGGAUGAAUUACGACAACUGUCCUCAUUUCAGUAUCACCCAGUACAGAAAUAUUAUAGAUCAUUUGGGUCAAGAUGAUUUUAUUUGGAGGCCAUAUCUUGGUCUAGAAGUCAUUCAUGAAGUUGACGAACACGACUCUGCAGUGUGGAGUGCAAAGGUGCCGAUUAUCAACUUCACCACCGUGGAAAUGCACAACAGUGAUCGUGUCAAGCUUCAGUUUGGAAUGCUACAAGAUAUUCCAUGUCCGCCAAAAUGCAUCCCCGACAAGUUUCACAUCGGUAAAGUCUCCGACCAAUGGGAAUAUACUCCAUGGACCAAGUAUGUAAAACAUGAGUGUCGUGAAUGGAAGCAUCGCCGCCAUUUUGUUUUGUCCUACACUGUGUUUCCAUACGAGAGAAAACAGUUUAUCCAAUACAUGAAUUGGUAUAGGUCGGUAUUCAUUGGUUUCAUUUCGCAUCCAAGAUAUCUGGUUGACCCACGCCAACAAGUUUCAUCAUCAAGACCCCAACAACCUACCCAACCCCAUUUCCAACCGCCAACCCAACCCCCACUCACACAACCACAACUCCAUGAACAUACGCCUAAGUAA